GAAUGAAAUGAAGGGGAUUAUGAUUAUUAUUAAUUAAUUAAUUAUUAUUGUAUUACUUUACUAUACUAUACUUUGUGAGAUUUAUGAUAUGAUGAUGAUAUAGGUAGAUCAGGAUGUAAUGAAAUGAUGAUCAAUCAGAUGAAGUUGCUCCGUUGAGGCAUAUCGCUCGCGGUCGUUGGAAUAUCACAACACUCUCACCGGAACAAAAUAUUUAAACCCAAAAUUUUCAUUUUCUCAUUUUUUUUCCCCAUUCAAUCCCUUUAAUUCCAAUUCAACCAACGAUUAAUAUUCUUCUUCUUCCACGAACCAAAUCCCUAACCGUCUCCGACUUGGUUCCGUGGCACGCGAUCUACGAGAGAAAUGGCAGCGCCGAACAUGGAUCAGUUCGAAGCGUUUUUCAGAAGAGCAGAUUUAGACGGUGAUGGUAGAAUCAGUGGUGCUGAGGCUGUCAAUUUCUUUCAGGGAUCCAAUUUACCUAAACACGUUCUUGCUCAGGUAUGGAUGCAUGCUGAUCAAGCUAAAACUGGUUUCCUUGGGCGGAAUGAGUUUUUUAAUGCUUUGAGAUUAGUAACUGUUGCACAGAGUAAGCGAGAUUUAACUCCUGAUAUUGUAAAAGCAGCGUUAUUUGGUCCGGCUGCUGCUAGAAUUCCAGCUCCGCAGAUAAAUCUUGCUGCUAUACCGCCACAACGACCGAAUCCAGUGGCUGCCCCAUCUGUUGGGCAGAUGGGUGUGAGUGCUGGACCUACAUCAGCUCAAGGUUAUGCCUAUAGAGGACCGGGGUUAACAGGUUCUCCUGCGAACCCACAAUAUCUUCCUUCGCAGCAGAAUGCUAACAUGAGACCGCCUCAAUCACAGGGGUUUGCCGGUUCAGUUGGGAACCAGCAAUAUAUACCUUCCCAGCAGAGUGCUAACAUGAGACCACCUCAAUCACAGGGGUUUGCAAGUUCUGUUGGGAACCAGCAAUAUCUACCUUCCCAGCAGAGUGCUAACAUGAGACCACCUCAAUCACAGGGGUUCCCAGGUUUUGUUGCAAACCAGCAAUAUCCACCUUCCCAGCAGAGUCCUACCAUGAGACUACCUCAAUCACAGGGGUUCCCGGGUUCUGUUGCAAACCAGCAAUAUCCAUCUUCCCAGCAGAGUCCUAUCAUGAGACCACCUCAAUCACAGGGGUUAGCCGGUUCUGUUCCAAACCAGCAAUAUCUUCCUUCCCAGCAGAGUCCGACCAUGAGACCAACUCAAUCCAUGCCUGCUGGUAGUGCCCCUGGUCCACAACAAUUCAUGCCUGCUGGUAACACUCCCCGUCCACAACAAUCAUUGCCCGCUGGCACAUCCCCUCAUCCACAACAGGGCUUUGCAGGUCCCAAUCUCUCAAAUGCUAGCAUCUCAAAUGAUUGGAAUGGUGGAAGGACUGGUAUGGCUCCUUCUAGGCCUGCAGGAAUCACUCCAUCAGUUGCCUUAUCAACACCAACAUCACCAUCUCCGGUCUCACCAAUGUCACAGCCAACAGCUGUUACCACUAAAGCAUUGGCUGUUUCUGGAAAUGGGUACCCUUCAAAUUCAGUUUUGGACGAAGAUUUAUUCUCUACUGCUGCAUCCACACCGAAACAAGACCCUACUCGACAGAAUUAUAAUGUUAGCAGUGCACCUGCUUCAUCAUCCAUUGUUCCAGUUUCCAAUAGUGCCCUCCCUGCAAGUAGGAAAAGUUCACUUGAUUCAUUGCAGAGUUCAUUCUCAAUGUCACCUACAAAUAGUCAGAUUCCGCGGGCACAUUCUUUACCAAAUACAAACCAGCAAAUUUCACCACCAGCUUCUUCUCCGCUGACCACAUCUGGGAGAUCGGUUGGACCUGGAAAUACUAGUUCUGACAACUCACAGCCUCCGUGGCCAAAAAUGAAACCUUCUGAUGUCCAGAAGUAUACAAAGGUGUUUAUGGAAGUUGACACCGACAGGGAUGGGAAAAUCACGGGGGAGCAGGCACGCAGUCUAUUUUUAAGUUGGAGAUUACCAAUAGAUGUCUUAAAGAAGGUGUGGGACUUAUCUGAUCAGGAUAAUGAUAGCAUGCUUUCUUUGAAGGAGUUUUGCUAUGCUCUUUAUUUGAUGGAGCGGUACAGGGAAGGUCGUCCUCUUCCACAGUCUCUUCCAAAUAAUGUUAUAUUUGACGAAACAUUGAUGUCUAUGACGGGGCAUCCAAAAACCUCUUAUGGAAAUGCAGCAUGGGGGGUAGGCCCAGGUUUUCAGCAGCAACAAGGGAUGCCAGGUGCUCAGCCAGCGGCACCAGCAGUGCAAGGAACGCCUGCUCAGGCUGAUGGCACUUUGCCACCUGAUCAGAAAAAGCUUGGAACAUCUGCGUUGGAUGAUUCCUUUUUGAAUAACACAGAUAAUAGUGAGCAAAAUAUUGAGACUGCAGGGGAAAAGGCUGAAGAAACACAGAAUGUGAUAUUGGAUUCAAGAGAGAAGAUUGAGUUGUACCGCAACAAAAUGCAGGAAUUGGUCCUGUAUAAAAGCAGAUGUGAUAACCGCCUAAAUGAGAUUACAGAAAGGGCAUCUGCAGAUAAGCGUGAGGCAGAAUCAUUGGGCAAGAAAUAUGAAGAGAAAUACAAACAAGUGGCAGAAAUAGCAUCCAAAUUGACUGUAGAAGAGGCUAAAUUUCGUGAUAUACAGGAAAGGAAGACAGAAUUGCAGCAAGCCAUCAUUAAAAUGGAACAAGGAGGCAGUGCAGAUGGUAUUCUUCAGGUUCGUGCUGAUCGCAUACAAUCAGAUCUCGAGCAGUUAUUUAAAGCUCUUGCUGAACGGUGCAACAAACAUGAGAUAAAUGUGAAGUCAAUUGCAAUGGUUCAGCUUCCUGAUGGUUGGCAACCCGGAAAUCCAGAGGAGGCAGCUGUUUGGGAUGAAGAUUGGGAUAAAUUUGAAGAUGAAGGAUUUGCCAAUGAUCUCACUUUUGAUACCAAAAAUGCAUCUUCAGAGCCAAAACCUUCAUCCGUUCCCGCAGAACAAAAUUCCUUUGAUGAUAAUUCAGUUUAUGGUUCACCUGUGAAUGCAAAUGGGAGGCAAGAACAUUUUACUAAUGGUGAUUAUACAGUUGAGGAGGAAUCUUCUUAUGCACAGAGUGAAGGCUCGGCAAGAAGCCCCCGCGAUAGCCCAUUUGGAAGGAAUACAGCAGAGAGUCCUUCUAAAGAGUUUUCAAAUGCUCAUUUGAAAAAAGUCCCGAAGCAGAUGCUGAAACACAUAGGUAAUUUGUUCUUUGUUUUUUCUUUCGGUCAUGAAGGGUUGGUUUUUGUCACUUGUCAUCCUUUAUUCCAUUUUUUUCCUUCUGUUUCUGCAAUCUGUGGCUUUAAAUGUGGUGCAUUUAGUAAUUGUGAUGUUGAUAUAUUUAUCAGAAGUUUUGAUGAAUCAACCUGGGGUGCAUUUGACAAUAAUGAUGAUGUGGACUCUGUGUGGGGUUUUAACACCAAGGACUCUGACUUGGAGAAGCAGGGAGAUUUCUUUAAAUCUGGUGAUUUUGGUCUAAACCCAGUUAGAACAGGAUCUACAUUUACAGACGGUGCGUUCCAGACAAAAAGCCCAUUUGCUUUUGAUGAUUCGGUGCCUGGAACUCCAUUUUCCAAGUUCGGAAACUCUCCAAGGUACAGCGAGGCAGGGGAUCACUUCUUUGACACGUCAAAGUUCGAUUCCUCCUUCAGCAUGCAUGAAAGUGGAAAUUCUCCACGAUUUACAAGAUUUGAUUCCAUUAGUAGCAGCAGGGAUUUUGGCAACAAUCAAGAGAAAUUUUCAAGGUUUGAUUCCAUUAGUAGCAACAAAGAUUUUGGCUACAAUCAAGACAAACUUUCAAGGUUUGAUUCCAUUAGUAGCAGCAAGGAUUUUGGCUACAAUCCUGAUAAAUUUUCAAGGUUUGAUUCCAUGAGUAGUAGCAAAGACUUUGGUUACAAUCCUCCCGAGACGCUAACAAGAUUUGAUUCCAUGAGUAGCAGCAAAGAUAUCGGCUUCGGUAGUCAGGGACAUACGAGGUUUGACUCAAUUAGUAGCUCCAAGGACUUAGGCUACAGUGCUCCAUUCUCUUUCGAUGACUCUGAUCCAUUCGGCUCCUCUGGCCCAUUUAAGGUCUCUUCAGAGAAUCAAUCUCCGAAGAAAAGCUCUGAUAAAUGGAGUGCAUUCUAGCCACAGUCCAAGUUUUACUGGUUUUUUUCUUUGUUGUUUUCAUUUCCUUGAUUGUUCAUGAUUAGCCUAUUUUUUGUGUAUAGCUAGAAGAAAAAAAUGCUAGACGUUAAUAUUGUACGGUAUGUAUUAUUUCCAGAGAGCUUUCCUAUAUUUUUUGGGAAGGGGUAGUGUGAGGACGAGUUUUGUGUGGGAGGGACAUAAGAGAUAAAAUUAAACAUGGUGUGAAUGUAAUACUAAGUCGAAAGACAAGCAUAUCCAAAGGUCUUUUUCUUUUUUCUUCCA
This is a messenger RNA of Trifolium pratense (red clover), 4437 nucleotides long. RefSeq lists its product as uncharacterized. Gene Ontology annotation, molecular function: calcium ion binding; protein binding. Lineage: Eukaryota; Viridiplantae; Streptophyta; Magnoliopsida; Fabales; Fabaceae. The record is from RefSeq and is a predicted model, not a curated record. The coding region runs from base 361 to 4155 and encodes 1264 amino acids. The transcript has 12 exons. Gene Ontology annotation, biological process: endocytosis; endosomal transport. Gene Ontology annotation, cellular component: nucleus; plasma membrane; cytoplasm.